AUGACUGGACUUUCCACCAGAGGCGUCCAUGGCGCCGACGACUUGAGCAGAGUGCCCGACGUGGUGCCCCCCAUCAACGUGGCCACGACGUUCAAGUACUCGAAGGACCCGUCGACGUGGAUGAAGGCCGCCGACGACCCCCCCAUCCUCAACAACCCGGUCUACUCGAGAGAAUCGCACCCCAACUCGGAACAGGUCGAAGCGAUCGUCGAGCAGAUCACCGGCUACAAGUGUGUCGUGUACCUGAGCGGGUUGUCGGCGUUUAACGCCGCCAUGUGCCUCUUGAACCCGAAGACGCUCGCCAUCGGCCAGGCCUACCACGGGUGCCACGGUAUUGCCGACAUUUUGACGAGAAACUACGGCGUCAAACAGAUCGGCUUGGACGACGAGUUUGAAGGCGUGGUGAAGCUGGGCGAUGUCGUCCACCUCGAGUCCCCCGUCAACCCUGAAGGGGUAUGUAUUGACAUCCAAAAGUACGCCGAUAAGGCGCACAAGUACGGUGCCAAGGUUGUCGUCGACUCCACUUUCGCUCCUCCUCCCAUCCAAGAUCCUUUCCAACAGGGAGCUGACAUCGUCAUGCACUCGGCGACGAAGUUCUUUGGCGGUCACUCCGAUCUCCUCGCGGGGUUGUUGCUCGUGAAGGACGAUGAAACUAAGGACAAGUUGUUGAAGGACCGGUUGUUGUUGGGUACCAACAUCGCCAACCUCGAGGCGUCGCUUUUGAUCCGGUCGUUGCGCACUUUCGAAAUGAGAGUCGACCGCCAAUGGAAGCUGGCCACGGCCAUCGUCAAGCGUCUCCAUGACGACAUCGAUAAGCUUCCCAAGUUGGCGAAAAUCUACCACUCUCUGUUGCAAACGGAACCGUUUGUCGCCAAGCAAAUGCCCAACGGUCACUCGCCGGUAUUCUCCAUUGAGUGUCCUGAUGAACAAACGGCUAAGGAACUCCCCCUCAAGUUGAAGUACUUCAUUCACGCCACUUCCUUGGGUGGGGUGGAAUCCUUGAUCGAAUGGAGGGCGUUGUCUGAUGCUACCUGCUCCACUAAGUUGUUGAGAAUCUCGGUUGGGGUUGAGAAUGUGGAAGAUCUCAUCGAAGACUUGGUGCAAGCUUUACAAUAG
Molecule: messenger RNA, 1116 nt
Organism: Diutina rugosa
Lineage: Eukaryota; Fungi; Ascomycota; Pichiomycetes; Serinales; Debaryomycetaceae
Exons: 1
Coding region: 1-1116 (371 amino acids)
Biological process (GO): transsulfuration
Cellular component (GO): cytoplasm
Molecular function (GO): carbon-sulfur lyase activity; pyridoxal phosphate binding
Source: RefSeq, a predicted model, not a curated record